CUGGCCUUUAAAUAUGAGCUUGGAUCGGACCGUAGAAUUGUUGAAACAGAAGAGAUAUUAGGCAUGAGGAUGUGGAGAGAGAGAUCAUUGAUAGUUUUGGUGUUUCUACUCCACCAAAUUGAUGGAGGAGAUGGUUGCUCCCCCUCUUCCUGUGGCAAAAUCACCAACAUAUCUUAUCCAUUCCGAUUGAAAGGAGACCCAAAAGUGUGCGGUCGGUAUGAGUUAUCUUGUGAAAACAAUAUAACGGUGUUAUCUCUGUUCUCUGGAACAUUUCGUGUGGAGGCUAUCAACUACAAUAAUUUCACAAUCCGAGUGGCGGAUCCUGGACUUCAACCCACAAACUGCUCCUCCCUUCCUCGCUAUUUCUUGUCUCCCACCAAUUUCACUUAUUCUCACACCAAUUUCACUGAUUUUGACUACGCCUUGAGUCCCCCCUACCUUAGUUGGUACCGUGAUUGGGAUAGUGAUAAGUUUUUGUACGAGUAUAUAGUGUUUUUGAAUUGUAGUCAUGGAGUGAGAGGGAACCCUAAGUAUGUGAGUGCUGGUGGAUGCGUGAAUUGGGAGUCCAAGGGUUACAUGUACGCUUUUGCUGGUUACCUAUCAGCAGAGGACUUAGAAGUUGGUUGUGAUGUAAAGCUGGUUGCUCCCACAUCUUGGUGGGGUUUGGACACAAAUGAAUAUUCCUAUGCCACCAUCCACACAGCGCUACUUUAUGGAUUUCAGCUUUCAUGGAUUCCUCUCGCCUGUCAUGAUCAUUGUUCAGCUCCUUUUGACUGCUAUUUCAGUAUGAACCAGAGGCUUGAAUGCGACGGUGAAGUUCUUCCAAGGUUCAAUGCUCAGAAUCAAGGUAUGACGUAAAGGCUUUCUGGUUUUAGUUUUAAUUAAAUUUCAAAUUUCG
Molecule: messenger RNA, 898 nt
Organism: Vigna umbellata (rice bean)
Lineage: Eukaryota; Viridiplantae; Streptophyta; Magnoliopsida; Fabales; Fabaceae
Source: RefSeq, a predicted model, not a curated record